Vicugna pacos (alpaca) is the source of this 2679-nucleotide messenger RNA. The record is from RefSeq and is a predicted model, not a curated record. Lineage: Eukaryota; Metazoa; Chordata; Mammalia; Artiodactyla; Camelidae.
GUGAUGAGGAGUGGGGAAAGUAUCCAGAAGUCGAAAUUUUUGUUGUCUGUUGUUUUGGUUUUAGUUUUUUGCUAAGGCAACCCCAUUUUAAAGUGGAUUGGGAAGGGUGAGGAAACUGCUCUGGGGACAAAGGGAACGCGGCAGAUAGCGGUGGACAGACUGAGAUGACCGCUUCGUUACCUUGCGAAUCACCGCUGCCCUGACCCGAGGAGACGGUCAUCCUUCCAGAGAUGGCGGUGGGCGGUUCUAUGUAAUCUCACAACAGCCCCGUUUGGUACCCUGUGAGGUAGUGGCUAAGGGAACGGGUUUUGGUAUCACACUCAGUUGUGAAUCCUGGCUCUGCUUACCACCGGACUUGGAGGAAUGACUUGAACUCUGACCCUGUGUCCUUACCUGUAGAAUGAGGAUAAUUCUUUCCCACCUUGCAGAGCAGUUGCGAGGAUUAAAGGAAAUUAUCUUGGUGACAAGUUUAUCAUGGUGCCUGCCAGUAGGUAGGCCCUUGUCUUAAAGCAAGGGAGACAGCUCUGAGUCUCAGGAACUACAGCUUCUCCCUCAGUGCCUGGACGAGUGCCAGGAGCUACUUUCUGGGGACCUGUGGAAUGUUACCUUGGGGACCCAAGAAAGCCGAAGGAAGAUGCUCCAGACCAGUAACUAUAGCUUGGUGCUCUCCCUGCAGUUCCUGCUGCUGUCCUAUGAUCUCUUUGUCAAUUCCUUCUCGGAGCUGCUCCGCAUGGCUCCCGUCAUACAGCUGGUACUUUUCAUCAUCCAGGAUAUUGCAAUCCUCUUCAACAUCAUCAUCAUUUUCCUCAUGUUCUUCAACACCUUCGUCUUCCAGGCUGGCCUGGUCAACCUUCUCUUCCAUAAGUUCAAAGGGACCAUCACCCUGACAGCAGUGUACUUCGCACUCAGCAUCUCCCUUCAUGUCUGGGUCAUGAACUUACGCUGGAAAAACUCCAACCGCUUUGUCUGGACAGAUGGACUUCAAACGUUAUUUGUAUUCCAGAGACUAGCGGCGGUAUUAUACUGUUACUUCUACAAGCGGACAGCCGUGAGACUGGGCGAUCCUCGCUUCUACCAAGACUCUCUGUGGCUGCGCAAGGAGUUCAUGCAAGUCCGAAGACUCCCAUUGGCCAAAGCGCUCGCGUGACUGAGCCCAGUGUCAGAGCUGGAAAGCACCACCAAGUUUCCUGGUAAAAGACAUGGGUACAGGGAGGGCCGCUAAUUCAGCCAGGCUAGCCCACCAGAAAGCUGCUCUGUGAAACUCAUUAUUCUGAGACACUUUAGCCCCCGGGGUUGGCAAACUUUUUCUGUGAAAGGCCGAGUAGUCAGUAUUUUAGAUUUUGAAGGUCAUGUGGUCUGUCGCAGUUGCUCAACCCCAGCAUUGUAGCAGGAGAGCAGCCAGAGAUAAUAGGUAAAUGGAUGAACUGUGUCACAGAUUAUUUUUUUCUUUUGAUUUUUUUUUCAACCAUGUAAAAAUGUAAAUCUAAUCUUAACUUGAGGGCACUACAAAACAGGCUGGAUUUGCCCCCCGGCCGUGGUAUGCUGACCCCUGGUUUAGAAGCCUAGAAUGAAGUUCUGGGGAAAGAGAGACUGUAAUCAACUGUGCUGACAAUAUUUUAUCAGCUAUUUUAAAAGAAAAGGUAUAGUGUUCAAAGAAAAUACCUAAGAUCCCGUAUCCUGUAAUCAGAAGAAGUGAUCCAAAAAGUCUAACAAGCUACUGUCUAUACUUACCAUACUUUCGUCUCUAAAAAGGAAAAUGACAACAGCCCAAUUUUGAAUCUUUUCAUAAAAGCUCUUAAAGAAAUAUUAUAGUCCCCUUUGCUCAUCACAAACCCUGAAAGAGGCAGUUUUCUAUGCCCCAAAGUGAAUCAAGGCCAGAUUGUUCUCUGUAGCCUUUGCAGCUAGUGAGUACAACCAAAUGCCUGUUUCCUCACUCUCAGUAUAAAUGGCACUUUGUGGCCCUAGGAGUCUCUGGGAGGGGGGUUGUCUGUGUGUUUGUGUAUGUGUGUGUGUGUUUCCGUUAGUAAUUAAUUCAUUCACAUGAUACAAAAUUCAAGUUAUGAAAAGGUUUAUGCUGUUAGUCUUCCCACUGCUACAUCUCAGCCACUGAGUUCCUUCCCCCUCCCCUCCUUGACAAUCUACAUGUACUUAAUAGACUUCUUAUGGAUGAUAGAACAUUUCGGGAAGUUUUUUUUUCAUCGCCGUUGCAGAAGCCACCCUGCUGGCUCCACAGCCCCAGGGCUGGCAGCAUGCAGAGCACCAGGCCCACCCUGGCGCCAGCCCAGGAGGUGCCCCGGGAAAGGGGCACAGGCACCUGCAGGGCUCUGCCUUGUGCCACGGUGGCCACCACUGCAGUCCCUGGGCGUGCAGCCAGUGCUGGCCCUCCUCUGGGCCCACCGGGGUCCUGAGUGUGGGGCAGGGGCUCGCCCACCAUCCAAGUCUCCAGAAAUAUUUUUACAAAAGAAAAAAUUGCCAUAUCCUACCCCAGUCAUUUAUUUCAAAUCUGUGACAGUAUGUAUAUUUUAUACACAGUUGUGAUUAUGAGGAAUAUGCCAUAAAAUAGUUUGCUUUUUUCUUUUUCAUUUAGCAAUUGGAAUAUGUUUUUAAGAUGUAAUGUAAAUUGACUCUUCGGGGACAGUUUUCAGAGACCAGUGGAAGAAAAUAAACACUUUAAAAGUG